This is a messenger RNA of Besnoitia besnoiti, 2673 nucleotides long. Its product is annotated as RIC1 protein. The record is from RefSeq and is a predicted model, not a curated record. Bases 1 to 2673 code for a protein of 890 amino acids. The transcript is spliced from 4 exons. Gene Ontology annotation, biological process: intracellular protein transport; retrograde transport, endosome to Golgi. Gene Ontology annotation, cellular component: Ric1-Rgp1 guanyl-nucleotide exchange factor complex; Golgi membrane; cytosol. Lineage: Eukaryota; Apicomplexa; Conoidasida; Eucoccidiorida; Sarcocystidae.
AUGCAGGGUCAGUCAGGCAAGGACGCGGCGCAGUCGGCUGGGGCUACAAGUUCUGUACGAUUUGAUCUCCAGGAAGCUGCGAAACUGCAGUGGGCAAAUCCGCUUGGCCUGGAAGAUGCGAGGGGUGGACCUCUUGAGGAGGAAGACGGAGAGUGGGAGCACCAGCGUGUGCAGGGGGGGGUGUUCACCGGGGUACCUGCGAAAGCAGGGCGAGGAACGAAGACACGCAUCAGAAUUGAACGUCUCCGGUUCGACUUCGACGGGAAGCUGCGGAGCGAGGUCUUCCCGUCUCAGGUGCUGUGGACUGGCUCAGAGCGCGAGUCGGCCGCAGGCGGCUUCCUGGAUGUCGAGUGCUGCUACGCCCUUCUCCUCCCUAUUGAGCAGAAACCGGAGCCUCUUUUGAUUGCAGGCGUCCUUGCCCCGCUCGGCGUCGUUGUCGCGUGCUCACCCUCGCGCGUCGCCGUGAGGCGCGCGUCCCUGCCGCCGCCUACCGCCGCGGAGUGUGCAGAGCGCAGAGGCCGUCAGCGUCUCCGCGCGCCCUGCAUCAACCUCCGGUUGCAACUGCAGCCUUCUCUGCACCCUCUGCUUACGCGUCUUCUAGCUGUUUCGGCCGCCGAUCGCUCCUUCGUCCACGCACACCCGCCUCUCUCCGGCGUCGCGUUUCCGGCGCGUCGGGCGGCGGGGCCUGGGCCUUCGGUUGGACGCCUGUCUCCGCGCCCGGCAAGCGGGCACCAGUCUCCUUUCCCUUCGCCGUCACCAGUCGGCGCGCUGGCGUGCGGGGUGGGUUUGCGGGCUCACGAGACGGCAGCCGAGCUUCUCUUUCAGAUCCGCGCGUCACCGUUCUUCACGCACCUCGUCGAGCUCGCGCUCUACGAACUUUUUGAGCGCUUUCUGUCCGGCUUCAAACGCGAGUUGCGCGCCCUCGCGCCGUUCAAAGCCAGCCGGAGUGCCCAGACGCCGCCCGCGAAUGGGCUCGCCCAGGCCGGGGUCGCAGGCGCCAGUCCGCAGCGAGACGCGAACGGGGAGUGUCGCAGCGGAGUCUCAGGGGUCUCUGCUUCGUCCACGCUUCCGCACCAGAAGAGAGGCUCCAUGGAGAGCGAGAACGUCGGCGAUCCGACAGAGGGCUGGGCGGCGGCGGCUGGCGCAGCACUCAUGCGCCACCGAGAGGAGGGGUUGCAGAGGAGAGAAAUCGGUUUGCAGUCAUCUCGGUUCUCCCCGUCUGCGUGCUCGGGGCCUUGCUCUGCGGAGCAGAAAGGCGCGAAUCGCGCAGGUGUCUACGGAGAACGAGGAAGCGCGGCGAAGGCGCCACCAGGGGGGGCAGCGCCGCAGCAAACCUCGCGCGUGUUGCAGCGGACGAACAGAGGAGACUGGGAGGAUGCAGAGAGGGCCAGAGAGGCUGGUAAAGAAAUGGCGUCGCAGAGGAAACUCGCGGCGAGCGAUGGACGAGAACUAGCCCAACCAGGAAGCGAGGAAGCGAUGGGGCCGCGCAGAUCGCGCGACGCACGGAAAAAGGACCGAGACAGGGAUGAAUUCGGCAAGGCGUCCGCAAGAUACGAGGAUAGUCAUGGCGGCGCGAAGCAGGCUUACGGCAUUGCAGAGGCGGAGAGACGUGCGUGUGCGCUCUUCAGUCUCGAUCGCCUUUUGCGAGCUGAAGACGUCUCUGAAGCCUUUUCUCUCGUGGCUCCACGAGCGCAUCCGUACCGCGUGCCGGUCCCCUCUCAGUUGUCUUCCGGUCCCUCUCUCUCGCCUUCAUCUGGCUCAGAUGUCCCGCUUCCUUCGUCUGCAUCCUCUCGCUCCGUGGCUCGCGCUGGGUCACAUGGAGCAUUGUCUCCCCAUCCCGCUGCGUCCUCGCCUUCUGCCGAGCUGUCGCUGCAGCAGCGGUUUGCUGUAGCCCAGGAAGCGCUGACCGCGCUGCCGGGCGGGGCGGCUUUGUAUCUUUUUCUCCAUCUUCUUUCGCGGCAUAGUCCCUCGACGCUCGCCAAGACUGUCGCGUCGUGUGUGCGGAAGACCGAGCCAACGCUCGCGCCUCUCGUUCUCUUCCCUCUCCUGGGCUCGCCGCCAGCAACUUACUUCGAGGACGCGAUGAAGCGCCAGCUGCUUCACACCGCUUCCAUCUAUCUGCUGGUGCUGCAAAACACUGAAGGAUGUUUAGUCGUUCGGCAGAAACGCGCGUUGCCUCUUCUUCGAGCGGCGCUGCGGCUCGGCGUCGCAGGCCUCGCGCGGAAGCUCGUGCGCUUCGUGCUCGCGCUCCUGGUUGCCUAUCCGGCGCGGAAGAGGGCGGAAAACAGCGCGUGCGAGGCGACCGGGGAUCCGACUGAAAAGUGCGAAGGCUCGGCAGGCGUCUGUGCAUGCGCUACGGGAAGGAACUGCGAAGAGGAUAUCGUCGUGCCGUGGUCGGGAGCAGGAGGGGCCCCCGCACUGUGGGCUCGCCGGCGCUGUUUCAGGAGCGAAGACGAAGCAGGUCGCACGCAGCGAGGAGUCGCGCAGAAGAGAAACCUGCGCGAGAAGGCGAGCAGCUCCACUCUCAAGUGGAAGAGGAGGAGGGCUCCGAAGAGCCCAGAAAGCGAAGCACGGCCAGCGUGCGGAGGAACGCGCGGAGAGACAAGCCGACGCAAAAGCAGACGAAGAGAGGGCCAUCUUUCAGCUUUACCGAGAUGUUGUGGCAAUCGUUGA